This is a messenger RNA of Paramecium primaurelia, 1396 nucleotides long. The record is from the annotation of a GenBank genome assembly. Lineage: Eukaryota; Ciliophora; Oligohymenophorea; Peniculida; Parameciidae.
AUGUUCAGACAUAGGGAUUUAAAUACAUUUUUAUCUAAUUACUAGUAGUUUGAUAGAUAAACCAAGAAACCCUUCGAAUAUUUGAAUCUCUCCUAUCAUUAAUAAUUUGAUCAUUCACCUAUUAGAAAGUAAACAUACACUUCAAAACAUAAUGAAAUUUAAUAUAAGAGUCUUUAAGAACCUUCCUUCUUAAAACAAAGUUUAUUACCUAAUUAUGAACCAACUAAAUGUUCAAGUUAAAGAAAUGGAAUUAUCAAAGCUUAUGCUGCAAACACAAAUUAAGGAAUUGUUAGAGAUUAUAAUGAAGAUAGAGUCUCUAUUAUAUUAAAUAUACUCAAACCAUAAAGUAGAACUACAGAAUAAUGGCCUAAAUGUUCAUUUUUUGGAGUUUAUGAUGGACAUGGAGGAGCUGCUUGUGCUGAUUUCUUAAGAGAUAAUUUGCAUUAAUAUGUAGUUAAAGAACCAGAUUUUCCAUGGAAUCCAGUUGGUGCUAUUAAAAAAGGAUUUGAAGCAGCAGAAAAAUCAUUUUUAUAAAUUGCCUAAGAAUCUUAUAAUAAAGGAGUACCUGAAAGAAGUGGAUCAUGUGCUAUUGUAGUAUUAAUUAUAGGAGAUAAUUGUUAUGUGGCAAAUGUUGGAGAUAGUAGAGCUGUGUUAAGUACUGCAUCUGGUAGAAAAGCAAUAGCAUUAUCACAUGAUCAUAAACCUGAAUUAGAAUAAGAAAGAAUUGUUAAAGGUGGAGGAUCUGUUUAUUAAACUCAUGGAAUUAAUGAAGAAGGUAUAUAAAUUUUAGGACCUGUAAGAGUUAAUCCAGGUAGAUUAUCAGUAUCUAGAACAUUUGGAGAUAUAGAAGCUAAAUUUGAAAAAUUUGGUGGAAAUCCAAAAGUUGUAAUUGCUGAACCUGAAAUUAAGUAAUUUAAAAUAACUAAUGAACAUGAUUUUAUUGUUUUAGGAAGUGAUGGAAUAUUUGAUAAAUUAAGUUCUUCUGAUGUUAUGAAUAUUAUAUGGAAAGAUAUCUUAAAUUGUCAAGUAGGAAAUAAUUUACAUAAUGUAUUAUCUACUUCAGUAGAAUCAGUACUUAAAGAAAGCAUAUAAAGAAAGAGUUAAGAUAAUGUUACUUUAUUGAUUGUUGCUUUUUCUGUGUCAUCUUUAAAAGAAGAAGAACUCAGGAUUAAAACAUCAUCAUCAAUUGAACAAUUAGUAAAAGUGCCAUUAACUAAUAAUAUACCAAAUACAAGAAUGAGGUUUAUAUUUUAAUAUAUUCAUAUUUAGUUAUUCCAAAAAAGCAAAUGAUGAAAACAAUCCUUUUUUCAUUAACACAUAAAAAUAAAAGAUGAAACCACAUCAAAAGUAAUAAUUAGAGGAAACAACCAGAUACAAACCUAGUUAUAUCAACUGA